Clonostachys rhizophaga is the source of this 2436-nucleotide messenger RNA. Lineage: Eukaryota; Fungi; Ascomycota; Sordariomycetes; Hypocreales; Bionectriaceae. The record is from the annotation of a GenBank genome assembly.
AUGGCUUCUAGCUUCAGUAAACUGCAGUUUGUGCUGCUGGUGGGUGUGGGUGGAGGUGUCCCAGGAGCUGGGAGCGAUAUUCGGCUUGGGGAUGUCGUCGUUAGCCAUCCAGGGCUGAAUAAUGGCGGUGUUGUACAAUUUGACUUCGGCAAGACAAUGCAGGAUGGCAGGUUUGUGCCGACCACCAUGUUGGAUAGGCCACCACGUAUCUUGCUUGCUGCUGUUUCAACAGUCCGCUCCAACCAUGCUCGGGGUGGCUCUAUGCUCUUGGGCUACCUCCAGCAAAUCUAUGAUCAUCAUCCACUCGUGAAAAAGCAGUAUACACAUCCUGGUGCUGGCAAGGAUGUGUUGUACGAAUCGCGGUACGAUCAUCCUCAGCAUGAGGCGACAUGUUCAUCUUGCGACUCUACCCGGAUACUGUCCCGCACACCUCGUCAAUCAGAUGCUCCAGUAAUUCACUAUGGACUGAUAGCCUCGGGAAAUCAAGUUAUGCGUUACGGAAUGACAAGAGAUCGCCUCAGAGACGAACUGGGCAUGGCAUGUUUUGAAAUAGAGGCCGCAGGACUGAUGGGUCAUUUCCUUCUGUGGCAGCCAUAUGCUUCUGCCGUUGCCGCAUUAUAUGCCAAAGAACUUCUGGACACGGUCCCAAGCUCCACAGACGCCCACCCGAAAGUCCGCACCAAUCCCUUUGGGUCAGAAUCAACUAAACUGGGAUGGGAACAACACGAAAGUGAACGAGAUGGCAAUGGGGAAAAUGGUCCCUUGCAGUCGUCUGAAGUCAUAUCAAUUUCCCUCCCUGAGCUCGUCACCAGCUUCCAAGGCUGUAUCCAGAGUUUCCCUGAACUAUUUCUUCCCCCGGAUGCCCCAUCGUCGUUUAGGCUGACCUUGGAGAAGUUAGAACUCGAAAAGACUUUGCUACUUCAAUGGGCGGAUAGGGUUCAUCUUCUUCAUGACCAGAAGCGCAGCCCUCUCGGAGAUAUCGAAACGAGGACUGCGGUUGGAGCGAUGCUCCAUGAUAUAGAAUCGAUGUUCAAUGACGAGGCUUCAAACAAAGCUCUGGACUCGUCCCGCUCGAUAGAUUCGAGUUUACAAGUCAAAGACACGAGUCUUGGAGCUGUCGUUUCUAGCCGCCCCGAGCACAAACUGGUUGCAGCUUUUCAUAAUUGUCCGCAACUCAAACUAGAAGAUCUCAGCCAACCUGAUAUUUCAAGGUACAUUCAGAGCAAGUUGAAAUCACCCCUUUACGAGUACGUCCGAUAUAACUCCGACCCGGCUAGUGCGAAACAUCUCAUUCGAGAGAUGGUGGAGAAGGCAUCCAGAGUAUUCCUAUGGGUUGUUUUGGCCUGCCGGUCGCUCCUUGACGGGCUGGCUGCGAGCGAUUCACCGACUGAGUUGAGGCAACGCAUUAACGAGCUUCCAGAGAAACUCGAAGACCUCUUCCGAGAUAUGCUUACUCGAGUCGACAAGAGAUACCUGCUUCAGUCUGCCCGGAUUCUUAAAAUCUGUAAAUUAUACAUCGCCCAGCAUGGCAUAGGUGUGCCCACGCUGGGUCUUGCACAGCUAGAUUGGCAUGAGUAUGACUCGUCCCGACUCACUGAAACGCUGAAAUACGAUUUUAGUAUACCUGAGAAGGAUGCGAAUUGUAAUCGCAUCGAAGGGCGAUUAAUAAGUCGCUGCGGCGGUUUGCUCGAGGUGCGCCGAUCAUACAGUCUUCCACAAAGGUUCUGUUUCUGUGGCCAAGUUAGCUUUGGGGGCUAUCAUAAGUGCCACGAAACCUUUGCUACGGAUUCAGUCAUAAUUUUCAUGCAUCGGAGCGUGUUUGACUUCCUUGACAUGGAGGAAACAUGGGAGUUAGACUGCCUUGAUUUGGGCGCCGAGCAUGAGUUUGACGCGCAGGCGGCCGUAGGAUGUUUGUCUCUGCAUUUGGCACAUUGCAGCGCCAACCAGAAUAAUUCGCAUUCCGCCUCCCAGUGCAUAGAGCAUAUUUACGAUGCUUGGCGGUGGGUCCUUCGGGCCAACUGGAAGACUGGGACCCAGAUCAUGCAUGUUGUGGCAGCCCUCGUGGACGUCUCCCGGAUGGCCCAAAGCGCAAGAAGAUGGGCUUCGGACUACCCGUGGGGAGAUUUCCCACCAGAGAAGAUCAUGCUACGCCUCGCGGUCGAGGCCGGGAUACUAGACUUGAAACGUGACAAGAAUCCUAGCUUGGACACGCUCGAAGGCUGCUAUCCAUUGCUCUUCCAUGCAACGAACCCAUUGCAUUCCAACUAUAUUCUCUCAGAAGGACAUCCCAAAACGGUAUUAUGCGAUGUGCCACUAUUUGACCGUGUCAAACCGGCACAUCAUGUAGUACGUUGGCUCUUGUCCCUUGGCUACUGUCCCAACGAAGAAUUCACUCUUGAAAAUAAGAGAAAACUACUCCCUGGAAAUACUGGGUAA